Molecule: messenger RNA, 1209 nt
Organism: Eruca vesicaria subsp. sativa (arugula)
Lineage: Eukaryota; Viridiplantae; Streptophyta; Magnoliopsida; Brassicales; Brassicaceae
Source: the annotation of a GenBank genome assembly
AUGGAUCGUCAAGAUUCCGAUGACAUCAUGAAGUUUCUUGACGGCAUGGCUAGCUCCGACGACGUUUUAUUUGGUUUUCUCGACGGGGGAAACCAUUCACCGGAGGUUUACCCUGAUUCCGGUAACUUCACCGCCGGUGAAGAAUCCGAUGCUGAAAACGAUGCAGCCGGUGGCAAUUCCGAAGAGAACAAAACGUUUUGGCUUGAACAAGAGCAACUUCUCCAGGCGACACUUUAUAGGACAAGUUCAACUGAGACAAAGAUUCGACAAGCAACGAAACAAGCUUUGAAAGAAGUGCGAUCAAAGGGUACGCAAUGUGUCUGCCGGAAACCCGUGACCGGCGGUUGCCGUAGCUGUUUACGCGGCGAAGUGUCUCGUCGUCUCCGAGACGCUGGAUAUGAUUGCGUCAGCUGCAAAUCCAAAUGGAGAAGCAAUCACGAGAUCCCUGCAGGUGAGCAUGAAUAUUUGGAAAUCGUGGACCAAUCGGGAUCGAAGAAAAGCGAGAUCCGUGUUGUGAUUGAGCUAUCUUUUAGGGCGGAGUUUGAGAUGGCGAAAGGUAGUGAGGAGUACAAGCGACUCGUUGGAAUGUUACCGGAAGUGUACGUAGGGAAAACAGAGAGGCUAAAAUCACUUAUAAAAAUACUGUGCAUGGCUGCGAAAAAGUGCAUGAAAGACAAGAAAAUGCACAUGGGUCCUUGGAGAAAACACAAGUACAUGCAAGCCAAGUGGCUCGGCACCUGCGAGAGAAAAUCUAUGAAGCUGGUUUCGGAGACUGAGACGGAGGCUGAGGAGGAUAUGAUUGCCAAAGCAAAACAGAGGGUUUCUAUGUUGAAUUAUGGUAUUUUUGGAAAUCUAUCCACCGGAUUGAGCCGUCCGACCGCCGGAAUGGACCGUCCGACCGCUGUAGCGGUCGUGUGAUUAUAUAUACAGACGGAAGAUGUGAUAUGUAAAUUAGGGUGAGAUUAAGAGAAGUGAGUUUUGCAUUGAGAGUUUGCGUGGAAUCGUCUCACGGAUGGUGUUGUGUGCCUAAACAGGGCUACUUCCUGAACCCAUUGUAGUAUGUCAUCUUAAUGAAAUAAAAUGAUAUUCCACUUACAUAAAAAUUGAUGGAGUUUUCGUCGAAUCAUUUGAUUAUUGUCGAUAGUCAACACGGCUUUGUAAGUCACUUUGGCACAUGUACAAAACGUGAAUAAAACAAAGUAACUAUAA